AUGGCAAAGAACAUAAACUCAGUUAGCUUCACCGUUCUCUUGAUUGUCUUCUUCAUGGCAACCACCGAAAUCAUUAAGAGCAAUGCUGAACCACGAUGCUUCACGUUCUUAGACGAGUGCGGCCCAGACCCAUUUCUUGAUACGAAUCUUGAUUGCACUGCAUGUUGCAGAAGCACAUACCCGGGUCAAAAAGUAUGUAAAGGGGUUGUGGAGGGAAGCGAACAACACUGCCAUUGCUACCAAAGAUCCAAAAAAGAUUUCUUUUGUUUCCAAAUAAAGCAACAAGGAAAAAGUCUAUCACUACUUUUACCCCUUACUGCAAAAUUGAUGUUGUGUGUGCUCUUGCUUUGUUCAAAUUCUCAAUACUAA
Messenger RNA from Capsella rubella, 369 nucleotides. RefSeq names its product defensin-like protein 206. Bases 1 to 369 code for a protein of 122 amino acids. The record is from RefSeq and is a predicted model, not a curated record. Lineage: Eukaryota; Viridiplantae; Streptophyta; Magnoliopsida; Brassicales; Brassicaceae. The transcript has 3 exons.